AUGACCCCUCCCGCGACGGCCCUGGUCCUCGCCCUUGUCGGUCUGGGCACAGGCGCUGCAGCUGUCCGCGAUGAGCCAGCUCUUCUCAAAAGAGCCUGUCCAGACUACGUUUCUUAUGCGUCGACACCACACGCCCCCUACAGCGGCGGACCCUUGAACCUCCCGUUCCAGCGCCCCGCGACGGAGUGUCGUACAUUCUCCUCACCCGCCGUCGAACAAGUCAUCGACGACGUGACGUCGCGCAUGGUGGACAAGGAUCUGGCCCAGCUCUUCCGCAAUGCCUUCCCGAACACCCUGGACACCACCGUGCGCUGGCACACUGACGGCACAUCGUCAUCAAACCAGGCGCGACAAAACCGCCGUAGCACCAGCCAAUCCCAAUGGAACGGACCGCAGACCUUCGUAGUGACGGGUGACAUCAACGCGGAGUGGUUGCGCGACUCAACCAACCAACUCUCCGGGUACCAGAAGCUCGCACAGAAGGACAAGAAGCUGUACAACCUGAUUCUGGGCGCGAUCAACACGCAGGCCGAGUUUGUCAUACAAUCGCCCUACUGCAACGCCUUCCAACCGCCGCCGCCCAGCGGCCUCCAGCCUACUAACAAUGGCCAAGACGACAAGGUGCAUCCGGCGUACGAACCCUCUGUCGUCUUCGAGUGCAAGUACGAGCUGGACUCGCUAGCCAACUUCCUUGCCCUGGCCACCGAGUUCCACGAGCACACCAGCGCCACAGACUUCCUCACCGACCGCUGGUACCUCGCCCUCGACACCCUGCUGAAGGUGCUCGACGCGCAGUCCCAGCCCACUUUCAACAGCGACGAGCAAUACGCCGUCAACCAGUACACCUUCCAGCGCCAGACCAACCUCGGAACUGAGACGCUCAACCUCGCCGGUAUCGGCAACCCGCUCAACAAGGGCACCGGCCUGAUCCGCAGCGCCUUUCGCCCCAGCGACGACGCCACCAUCCUGGGCUUCUUCAUCCCACCCAACGCCAUGAUGGCCGUGCAGCUGCAAAAGACCGCGCGCAUGCUGCGCACCGCCGGCGGGGCCAAGAAUACCCAGCUGGCCGACGACCUGCAGCGCCGCGGCGACGCCCUCGACCGCGCCGUCCGCGACCACGGCAUCGUCUCCCACCCCAAAUACGGCGACGUCUUUGCCUUCGAGGUCGACGGCUACGGCUCGCGCAUCCUCAUGGACGACGCCAACGUGCCGUCCCUCCUGUCGCUGCCGCUGCUGGGCUACGUCGCCCAGGACGACCCCGUGUAUCUGAACACGCGCAAGAUGGUCCUCGACCCAGAUGCCAACCCGUACUAUCUCACAGGGUCGGCAUUCCACGGCAUCGGUGGGCCUCAUAUCGGACUGGAAAACGCCUGGCCCAUGUCCCUGCUCGUGCAGGCGAUGACCAGCGACUCGGACGCGGAGAUUGAAGAAUGCAUAAACCUGGUGCGCAACUCGAGUCUGCUGGGCCUGGUGCACGAGUCGAUCAACGUGAACAACAUCAAGGCUUACACGCGGCCGUGGUUCGCGUGGGCGAACUCGGUCUUUGCGCAGACGAUUCUGAAGAUGGCCGCGGAACGACCGCAUCUGGUGUUCGGGGAGGGCGCGGACCCGUACAUCAUCCAGUGA
Messenger RNA from Aspergillus terreus NIH2624, 1626 nucleotides. RefSeq names its product glycoside hydrolase family 125 protein. The transcript is spliced from 3 exons. The record is from RefSeq and is a predicted model, not a curated record. The coding region runs from base 1 to 1626 and encodes 541 amino acids. Gene Ontology annotation, biological process: carbohydrate metabolic process. NCBI's taxonomy places the organism in Eukaryota, Fungi, Ascomycota, Eurotiomycetes, Eurotiales, Aspergillaceae.